Molecule: messenger RNA, 2314 nt
Organism: Danio rerio (zebrafish)
Lineage: Eukaryota; Metazoa; Chordata; Actinopteri; Cypriniformes; Danionidae
Gene: bspry
Product: B-box and SPRY domain containing
Cellular component (GO): cytoplasm
Source: RefSeq, marked validated
CAGGUAGUAGGCAGUCACUAAAACUGGAUACACCUGCACCGCUGGUAUUUUACAGUAUCAACAGCAGCAUCAGCAAAACUAGGCAAACCGUUCGUAUUUCAUUCUGCUAAAAGAAAUAAAGCAGCUUCAUUUCUCGGUGACAUGAGCGAGGAAGACAGACUUUGUGAACUGGCAACGGUGUCCUUGCAUGUAAGUGACCUGGAGACUGACCCUGGACUGGAAAACUCCCAAAAACACGAAGAUCAAGUAAAUAUAUGUGAAGGUGGAAGGCUGUACAACGGCACUGUACACGGAGGAUCGUCGACAAAACCUUUUCCCAAAUGUGUGGACACUACUGUAGGCAGCAGCGCUGACUCAUCUGAUUUAGGAAAAGCGAAACUGUGUACAGAACAUCAAUGCGAACUACAGUUGUACUGUAGUACAGAAGGAAAACUGACCUGCUCGCAAUGUGUGUCCGAUGGGUUUUGUCAGGGUCACGCAGUGACAGAACUGGUUACCCGGGCAACAAUAGUAAGGAAUCAGUUGGUGGAUGUCUGUGAGGAAAUGCAGCUGCAAGCCAUACGGAUCGAACGCUUCAUUGACCGUACACUUACAGCAAGAGAGAAAGCUGUACAAACAGAUGCAAACAGGGCAAGAGAACGAGUGUUGGCUCAGGUGAGUGUGGUGCGCGAGGCUUUGGAGGAAGAGGAGCAGCGUCUCCUGGAGGCUAUACAGAGAGAGGAAGAGCGUGUGGAGCAGUGCCUCCUCACUCAGAGAGCACACUGGACUCAAACCCUUGAGAAACUCACCCAAACACGCACCAGCCUGGUGCACACACUCACACACUCAACAGAUACAACGCUUGUGAGCUCUAAUGAAGAAAUAAAUAACAGGAUUGAGGAUGCAGAAGGAGUUGGUGACCCCCGAGAUACUGAGCAACUAAGUUUCAACAGAAACUGCAGUGACAGUAAAGUCAUGAUGGGUUUAUGGGCCAGUGCAUUACUGCUUGGGCCAUCUGCUCACGGCUCAACUACAAUGCAAUUUGAAAAGCAAACCGUCAGUCCUCUUCUCUCCCUCUCCAAUGACCAGCGCACGAUAACAUUCCAGCCCAAACGCCAGCGUCAGUUACCCCCCUAUGACUCGGAACGCUUUGACAACUUGCCUAAUGCCCUUUGUUCCCCUUCUAUGUCUUCUGGUACUCAUAGCUGGGUAGUUGACGUAGGCACAAGCGGUGCCUUCAAAGUAGGCAUAUGCUAUGCCAGCAUAGAACGCAAGGGGUCUGGCAAUGAAGCUCGACUGGGCUAUAACACAAAUUCAUGGGUGCUCUCGCAUUAUGAUGGAGACUUGUCUUUCUGUCACAAUGGAUGCAGUGUGGCUAUUUCAUUGGCUAAGAAACUGAAGAGAGUGGGACUUCUGCUGGAUUGGCCCAGUCAGACUUUGCUGUUCUAUGAUCCAGAAUCUAUGUCUGUGCUGCAUGUAGCUAGAUAUGCUUUCAGAGAACCACUGCUAGCUGCCUGCGCUGUGGCUGAUCAGAGCAUCUCUAUAGUGCACUGAACACUGGAUGAAUGGUAAUAUUAGGAUGUUGAAGGAAUGGAUCAAAUGUUAUAUGCAAUGGUUUGAACCAAUAUAUGCAAGAAUAUGCAACAAGAGAAAGUGUAAAUCAAGCUGUUUAGUUUUUUACAUACCAGUAAUUUCUAUAUUUUGCCAAACUGCUUACAAGCACAUCUUUAAAAUGUUUUUUUACAUUUUACAUUUUUUAUUAAAAAUUUUAAUUUAAAUGCGUAUAUGUAUUGUGUAAGUAAUAAUUCCCCAUCUCUAUUACCCCAAAAAGUGACAUUGUUUUAGUCAUUAUCUAUAUUAUUAUAUAAAAAAAGUUUGAUUUGUCAAUGCUUAAACUCAAAAUUCCUGACACUUUUAUUUGACAAGCUUAUUUUAGAGUUUCUAUGUGAGCAUGAUAUCAUGGCUCUGGUGUCCCUGCAAUUCACAAGAAACAGAACCGCCAUGUAAACAUGCAAAAAAAAGUUAAUUUGGAAUAAUGUUACCAUUUGCCACGUUCCAUUUUUAAGGUAUAUUUAAAUACAGUAACUUUUUAGGGGUGGUUAUCUGUAAGAGAUGAGACCUAUAUAAUAACAAUAACAAACUCCUGUUAAUAACUGUUGCAUAUUAUCAAAAAAGUCCUAAAUCUCCUUCAAUUUCCUAGAAGAUGAUAACAAAACUUGAUAAAGAAAUUUGGCAAAAUUAGCAUUUGUUCUGCAAUUUUCUUUUCUUAUUGUUUAAUUUUAUUGUUAUCAAUUUUAGGACAUUUUAGGCAUGAAUAAAUUAAUGUACUGUCAAA